AUGGCAGAACAAGGCCAUCGAUCGUACCUGAGGGAGGCAUCUGGACCACGACCAGUCGAGAACGCUCGAGAUAAGCACCGCGGAAGCGGCCGUCGACACAAGGAGGCCGAUGACCGCGACAAGCAACGUUCCAGGAAGACGGAAAUGCCGCGCUCACACAGGAAGGAAAGCGGGCAUCGAAAGAAGGCCUCUGCUCAACAGUCCUGCACCCCUGCUCCUGAACGACCACGAAUCGAGCUUGAUGUCAUCGGUCAGCCAGCUUCUGGCAUUCAGCUGGGCAUGCCAGUGGAGAAGUCAGUUAUGAUCAGCUUGAAGCUUCCUUCACCAGAGCAUGCUGAGAAAGCCAGCUGUAUCAACACCUCCAGCCUUUUUGCGUUGACAUCCUUGGUCUCCGACUCAUCGAACGGCGAGCGGGUUCCACAGGAACCCAACGCUCUAUGUGGGAUGAAGACGCUCGACUCGAUCCAUCCGAUCCCGGAACAUGUUGUUGACAACUUGGCUCGCAACUACCCAUUGCGCCAGGCAUUGGGCUACUUCUCGUUCCCGGGUAUGGUCAUCAGGCAAGCAGGCACUUACCGCAUUCGUACGACUCUGGUGAGAAUGGGAGAGGCCGGAGCCAACAGUCUGCUUGCCGUCGACAGCGAGCCCAUCAAAGUCGAACGCAGUGGCGUCAACUCGCAACGUCGUCGUCAGCAAGUCUAUGGUUAA
Messenger RNA from Saxophila tyrrhenica, 708 nucleotides. RefSeq lists its product as uncharacterized. The record is from RefSeq and is a predicted model, not a curated record. The coding region runs from base 1 to 708 and encodes 235 amino acids. NCBI's taxonomy places the organism in Eukaryota, Fungi, Ascomycota, Dothideomycetes, Mycosphaerellales, Extremaceae. The transcript has a single exon.